AACAAACAAGAGCAAGAGGAACCUGCGAGAGCCCGACACAGUCGAACACUCAGCUGGCCAAAUUUCAGCGAUAUGGCUUCUGUACCCAACAAAAUCCGAACUUUUGAUGAUUUCGUGAGGGUUCACGAGCUGCUGCUGACGGCCACGGGGCUGCCGCCGCAGCUGCACGGGCCGCUGUUCGAGAAGCUGUCGGCCGAGACAUUCGAUGGAGGCGCCUACUUCCAAAUCGAGCCCGCCGAUGAUGAGGGACGGCAGAGGAGGCUGGUGAUGACGGCGGACUUCAUGGGCAAAGAUUCCAACGUCUUCCUAGUCGACCAUGCCUGGACUUUUCGGCUCUCCGAUGCUUACAAACAGCUUCAGGAAGUUCCGGGUUUGGCUCAGAGGAUGGGUUCUAUAAUGUGUGUGGACAUAGAUUUGGAUACUGAUGCUGAAGCGGCAAAUUAUCCUCUGGAUGCUCAUUCUCACGAGGAUGUGGUAAAAGUGAGUGCUGCUGAUUUGGUAGCGGAGGAACUCACUAAAGCUAAGGAGAAUGGUGACAGCGUGCGGUGGUUGGAGCUCGAGGAGCUUGACAUCAAUGAUGAAACACUUGUGUCACUCAAUUUAUCUAGUAAAUUCCCGGAUUUGCUUGCUCUCAGCCUGUGUUGUAACAAGCUUGAAAGUGUGGAUGUUGUGGCCCGUGAAGUCGCGAAGUUCAAUAAGCUGAGAGCUCUCUGGCUUAAUGAUAAUCCAAUUACAAACAUAUCUGAUGGCUAUGUGACAGAUAAAAUCCUCCAGGCAUCUCCAAAGCUAGAAAUUCUUAACUCGCAUUUUACCCGUAAUUUUGGUCAAUGGGCAUUGGCAUUUUGUGGAGGAUUAUAUGACAAGGACAAUCCAGGCCAUCCUGUUGAAAGUGACCACCACCCUUUGCAGAGCGUGACAUCUCUUGACCUCUCAAACAGAUGCAUUCACAAUCUUGUAGACAGCAAGGCAUUUUCACCUGCUGAGAUGCCAUCUCUCUCUCAUCUGAACCUUCGGGGUAAUCCCCUCAAUGAGAAUUCUGCCAGUGAUAUGCUCAAAGUACUGGAGGGGUUUCCUACUCUUAAUUCUCUUGAGGUGGAUAUCCCUGGGCCUCUUGGAGAAAGUGCCAUAAUGCUUCUAGAAUCUCUGCCGAAUCUCUCUCAACUCAAUGGUGUCGAUGCUGCAAAAAUACUGGAGGCCGGGAGGCACAUCAUUGAUUCUAUUCUGGAACCACGUCUGCCUGAGUGGACCCUAGGAGAGCCCCUUGUGGAUCGCAUCACUAACGCAAUGUGGUUAUAUCUGAUGACAUAUAGGCUUGCCAAUGAAGAGAAGAUUGAUGAGACGUCAGUGUGGUAUGUGAUGGAUGAGCUGGGAUCCGCUCUGCGACACAGUGAUGAGCCCAAUUUCAUGGUCGCUCCUUUUCUCUACAUGCCAGAAGGGAAACUCUCGUCUGCUGUGAGCUUUUCUUUGCUAUGGCCAAUUCGGGACUUAGUGAAGGGCGAUGAAUGCACUCGAGACUUUCUUUACGGGAUUGGGGAGGACAAACAGCGUUCUGCCCGACUCACCGCUUGGUUUCAAACACCACAAAAUUACUUCAUCCAUGAGUAUGAGAAGCAUCGUCAGAAUUUAGACUCGAGAAGUUUAACUCCAGCAUCCUCGGAGGCCCCCUCAACUAGAAGCUUACUUAAAGGCGAUAAAAGUGUUCUACGUGUGUACACUGAUAUACCUCACGUUGAAGAAUUUUUGACUAGGCCUGAAUUUGUAAUUACAUCAGACCCAACGGGUGCAGAUAUAAUUUGGACGAGUUUGCAAGUGGACGAAGAUAUGAAGAAAACCACAGGAAUUACCGAUCAGCAAUACAUAAACCAGUUCCCUUUCGAAGCAUGUCUUGUUAUGAAACAUCAUUUAGCCGAGACGGUUCAAAAGGCUUACGGAUCGCCUGAAUGGUUGCAGCCUACUUACAACCUUGAAACACAUCUGACGCAACUAAUUGGCAACUAUUAUGUUCGGGAAAGAGACGGACUUAACAAUCUUUGGAUCUUGAAACCUUGGAAUAUGGCACGAACUAUUGAUACGACUGUCACAAGUAAUAUAUCUGCAAUUAUCCGUGUUAUGGAGACGGGUCCAAAGAUAUGUCAGAAGUAUAUAGAACACCCUGCUCUGUUCAAUGGAAGGAAGUUCGACCUCCGCUUCAUUGUGUUGGUCCGAAGUAUGAACCCCUUGGAAAUAUUUCUCGCUGAUAUAUUCUGGGUUCGGUUGGCAAAUAAUCAAUAUUCUUUGGACCGGCACAGCCUUUUCGAGUACGAAACUCACUUCACCGUUAUGAAUUAUCGAGGGACAAUCAAUCACAAGAACACGAACGAGUUUGUGAAGGAGUUUGAAGAGGAGCAUGGAGUUAAAUGGUUGGAUAUUCACGAGAGAAUAAGGAAAAUGGUCAGAUCAGUUUUCGAGGCAGCUGCAGGAGUCCACCCUGAGAUGCACAGCCCAAUGUCUAGGGCAAUUUAUGGCAUUGAUGUGAUGCUCGAUAGCAAUUUUCGGCCCAAGCUGUUGGAGAUCACAUACUGUCCUGACUGUACAAGAGCUUGCAAGUACGAUAUGGAAGCAGUAGAUGGAAAAGGCAGAAUAAUCAAAGCCAGCAAUUUCUUUAACUAUGUGUUUGGCUGUCUCUUCUUGAAUGAAACCGCUCAUGUGAGUCCAUUGUGAUCAUCGCAUGUAUGUCGCUUCAAGUUUACAUUUACGAGCUUGAAUUUUGGCGGUGUGUCGUUGUUUACAUGUCAUAUGGUUUUGUAUUGCAUGUACUUGGAACUUGGAAAAAGCUUUUGUCCUUUAACUUGA
Messenger RNA from Punica granatum (pomegranate), 2832 nucleotides. The record is from RefSeq and is a predicted model, not a curated record. Lineage: Eukaryota; Viridiplantae; Streptophyta; Magnoliopsida; Myrtales; Lythraceae.